Molecule: messenger RNA, 2413 nt
Organism: Sesamum indicum (sesame)
Lineage: Eukaryota; Viridiplantae; Streptophyta; Magnoliopsida; Lamiales; Pedaliaceae
Product: transcription factor MTB1
Biological process (GO): regulation of DNA-templated transcription
Cellular component (GO): nucleus
Molecular function (GO): DNA-binding transcription factor activity; protein dimerization activity; transcription cis-regulatory region binding
Source: RefSeq, a predicted model, not a curated record
GAACAUAUGAACCAAACACAAAAACAAAGACAAAAACCUCUUCUUCUCUUUUCUUUCACUCUCCAAAACGGAGGACGAAAUAUUUUAAAUUUCUUGUUUUCACUUGGCUGAUCAUCUCUAUUCCAAUCUUUCUCUUUUCUUCUUUUUUUUAUAAUUACUGUGUUGGUGUGAAGUGGGAAGACGCAAAUUACUGAUUUAUGCUGUUUGAGAUCUGAGACCGACGGCUAUGGCUAGUUGGGUUUCUGUGUAAAAGAUUGAAUUUUUGUUCGAAAGCUGAGAUGGGGUUGUGUUGAUUUGGUUUCUAAUAUAUUCUUGAGCACAUGGGAUUUGGAAUUUGUGAAUUGAAAAAGAUUGGGUUUUUCUUUAUUUUGUGUGAUUUAGGGUGUUGAAGUUAAGAACCUCGGGUGGUGCUUUGUGAUGAAAACAGGAUUUGGUAUGGGGAGUGUUGGGUGGAAUAAUGAGGAUAAGGCCAUGGCGGCGGCGGUUUUGGGGACUAAGGCUUUUGAUUACUUGAUGUCAAGCUCGGUUUUAGCUGAAUGCUCAUUAAUGGCGAUGGGGAAUGAUGAGAAUUUGCAGAACAAGCUGUCAGAUCUUGUGGAGCUCCCAAAUUCCGCCAAUUUUUGUUGGAAUUAUGCGAUUUUUUGGCAGCUCUCGAGGUCCAAGACCGGAGAGUUGGUUCUUGGGUGGGGGGAUGGGUGUUGUCGGGAGCCUCAUGAAGAUGAGGAUUCUGAUGUUACUCAAAUUCUCAAAAUCAGACUUGAAGACGACGCCCACCAAAGAAUGAGGAAAAGGGUUCUCCAGAAGUUGCAUAUCUUGUUUGGGGGAACUGAGGAGGAUAGUUAUGCCUUUGGAUUGGAUAAGGUUACUGAUGUGGAAAUGUUCUUCUUGGCAUCUAUGUAUUUUUCUUUCCCCAGAGGAGAAGGGGGCCCUGGGAGGUGUUUUGGAUCUGGAAAGCAUGUCUGGUUAUCGGAUGCAUUGAAGUCUUCUAUUCAUUAUUGUGUUCGGUCAUUCCUUGCAAAGUCGGCUGGCAUGCAAACUAUUGUUUUGAUUCCAACUGAUGUUGGUGUCGUGGAAUUGGGCUCAGUCAGAUGUAUUCCUGAAAGUUUGGAGCUUGUGGAGGUGGUUAGGUCUUCCUUUUCGUCGUUAUCGCCGCUUUUCAAGGCUAAGAAAGCUGCGGCUGUGGCGGCGGUAACCGACAAAAAAGAUGGCGACAGCCCAAUUUCUAGUUUAGUAAUUGGUAACCAUGCAGAAGUAGUUCCCAAGAUCUUCGGGCAGGAUUUGUAUUCUGGUCGUAUGCAGUUGAAGGAAAAGUUUGCUCCUGGGAAAGCAGAUGACCGUACAUUGGAUGCAGGUGCAAAUGCGAAGAGGGUGCCAGUCACAACUACUACUCGUAAUGGUUUUCACAACACAGCCUGGAUGCAAUACAGUAGUAUGAAGCCUGGAAACCAAGUGGAGAUUUAUACUACUCAGACUUCAGCAAAAAAUGUUCACGGGCUUGGUAAUGGGGCAAGGGAAGAGUAUAGGGGCAACAAUCUUCAGCAUCAGAAGCCACCUCAAAUGCAGAUUGAUUUUACUGGAGCAACCUCAAGACCCGUUAUUUCCAGGCCACGCAGUGCCGAGUCUGAGCACUCAGAUGUCGAGGUUUCUUGCAAGGAAGUUUGCACAGGGCCACCGGAAGACAAGAGGCCUAGAAAACGUGGUCGGAAGCCUGCCAAUGGAAGAGAAGAACCCCUCAAUCAUGUAGAGGCAGAGAGGCAGCGGCGAGAAAAGCUGAAUCAGCGGUUUUAUGCACUGCGAGCGGUUGUGCCUACUAUUUCCAAGAUGGACAAAGCGUCCCUCUUGGGAGACGCUAUUGCUUAUGUAACCGAACUUCAGAAGAAGCUCAAGGACAUGGAGUGUGAGAGGGAAAGGCAAUCAAGAGAACCAUUGGCCUCGGAAGCUAAGCCAAAUACGGAAACUCAGGUGUGCAGUCCAACUGUUGAUAUCCAAACUGGCCGUAAUGAACUCACUUUGAGGGUGAGCUGCCCAUUGGAGACUCACCCGGCAUCAAGGGUCAUCCGAGCAAUCAAGGAUGCACAGGCAACUAUCAUCGAAGCAAAAUUUGUUACAGGGAGCGAAAAAGUGUUCCACACAUUUGUUGUCAAAUCUCAAGGAUCGGAACACCUAACUAAGGAUAAGUUGAUUGAAGCUUUGUCCCAUGAGUCUAGCUUGUCGCAGCAGUCGUCUGUCGGUUAACAAAGUAUAGGCAGGCAUCAUAAGCAGUGAACCAGUGUGGAAAGCUUUUGUUGAGGUUUUGAUAUAUAUAGAGGGAGAGAGCAGUUAAUGCAGGGCUAGAAACAGAAAGAAACUGUUUAUUGACCAUGUAGGAGAUCAACUAUCUGCUUGUUUAUAGUAUACAUAUAUAUUUUUGCCA